AUGGCAGCCGCCUGCAUGGCUGGUCGUUCGGGGCUGAAGGGGAGGGCGAAGGUGGCGUGGGGAGCCCUUGGGGGUACCGGCACCCGGGGACCCUGCCUGAAGGGAACGGGCUGGCUUCGGCUGGCGCGAUCGGGUCUGACCAGGAGCCGGUGGAGCUCUGCUGGAGACCGUAAAGCGGUGUCUGUAGAAGUAGGGAGUAGAAAACUAGAAAUUUCCUCUGGAAAAUUAGCCAGGUUUGCUGAUGGAUGUGCUGUAGUACAGCUAGGGGAUACGUCGGUGAUGGUGACAGCAGUCAGUAAAACGAAGCCCUCUCCAUCUCAGUUUUUGCCUUUGGUGGUGGAUUAUCGACAAAAAGCUGCUGCAGCAGGAAGGAUUCCCACCAAUUACCUGAGAAGAGAACUUGGUUCCACUGAUAAAGAAAUUCUUACCAGCAGAGUAAUAGAUCGGUCAAUUAGGCCACUUUUCCCAGCAGGCUACUAUUAUGAUACACAGAUCCUUUGUAAUCUUUUAGCUGUUGACGGUAUCAAUGACCCUGAUGUGCUGGCAAUCAAUGGAGCUUCUGCAGCCCUUUCAUUAUCCGAUAUUCCAUGGAAUGGCCCAAUUGGUGCUGUGAGAGUAGGAAUGAUUGAUGGAGAAAUCAUAGUCAAUCCCACUCGAAAAGAAAUGUCUUCUAGUAUUCUAGACUUGGUUGUCACUGGAGGUCCUCGUAGCCAGGUUGUUAUGUUGGAAGCUGCAGCAGAAAACAUAUUGCAACAGGAUUUCUGCCAUGCCAUCAAAGUGGGAGUGAAGCAUGCCCAGCAGAUAAUUCUAGGCAUACAACAACUGGCGAAAGAGCAGGGUGUUGUCAAGAGGACUGUCCAGAAGUUUUUCACUGCUCCAGAGGAGAUUGUGGAUUGUGCGAAGCAGAUUGCGUCUGAAAAGGUUACUGCCGUGUUCUCGGACUACAGCCAUGAUAAAAUUUCAAGAGAUGAAGCAAUUAACAAACUUAGGCUUGAAACAGAAGAACAGCUGAAAGAAAAAUUCCCAGAGGCAGAUCCUUAUGAAAUAAUGGAAUCGUUUAAUGUCGUUUCCAAGGAAAUUUUCAGAAAUCUUGUUCUCAAUGAGUACAGAAGGUGUGACGGUCGAGACCUGACUUCACUUAGAAAUAUCAGCUGUGAAGUGGACAUGUUCAAAACUCUUCAUGGGUCAGCAUUAUUUCAGAGAGGUCAAACUCAGGUCCUGUGUACAGUUACGUUUGAUUCAUUGGAAUCAAGUGUAAAAUCUGAUCUUAUCACAACAGCUAUCAGUGGAAUAAAAGAAAAAAACUUCAUGCUCCAUUACGAGUUUCCUCCAUAUGCAACUAACGAGACUGGCAAAUUUACUGGUGUAAACAGAAGAGAGCUUGGUCAUGGCGCACUUGCGGAGAAGGCUUUGAAACCAGUGAUUCCCCAAGAAUUUCCUUUCACAAUAAGGGUUACUGCAGAAGUAUUGGAAUCUAAUGGAUCAUCAUCAAUGGCCUCUGCAUGUAGUGGGAGUUUAGCCCUGAUGGAUGCAGGAGUCCCAAUAUCCUCUGCUGUAGCUGGUGUUGCUGUAGGUUUGGUUACAAGGACUAAUCCUGAAAAAAAUGGAGACAUUGAAGAUUAUCGCUUGCUAACAGACCUUCUGGGAAUAGAGGAUUAUCAUGGUGAUAUGGAUUUUAAAUUGGCUGGGACAAAUAAAGGAAUAACAGCUUUGCAGGCUGACAUCAAACUACCAGGAAUACCCCUAAAAAUUGUAAUGGAAGCCAUUCAGCAAGCUACUGUGGCAAAGAGAGAAAUCUUGCAGAUUAUGAACAAAACCAUUGCGAAACCUAGAGCAAGCAGAAAAGAGAAUGGACCACUUGUAGAAACUGUUGAAGUGCCACUGUCAAAAAGGGCAAGAUUUGUUGGCCCAGGAGGUUACAAUUUAAAGAAAAUUCAAGCUGAAACUGGAGUGACAGUUAGCCAACUAGAUGAAGAGACAUUUUCUGUGUUUGCCCCGACUCCAGCUGCUAUGCACGAAGCACGAGAAUUUAUUACUGAAAUCUGCAAGGAUGAUCAGGAAUAUCAGUUGGAAUUUGGAGCCAUUUAUACAGCCACAAUCACUGAACUGAGAGAUAUUGGAGUAAUGGUUAAAUUGUACCCAAACAUGACUCCAGUUCUCCUUCACAACUCUCAGCUGGAUCAAAGAAAGAUCAAGCACCCUAGUGCUCUUGGAUUAGAGGUUGGCCAAGAAAUCCAGGUAAAAUACUUUGGACGUGACCCAACUGAUGGCAGAAUGAGGCUUUCACGGAAAGUGCUUCAGUCUCCGGCUACAUCUGUUGUUAAAACUCUCAGUGACAAAAACAGUAUCGUAAUGGGAAGUGCUAUUCCAGAGUCUACUAGCUCAGCAUCAUAGCAAAAUCUGAAACCCCAGGAACUCUUCUGGACUUAUCAAUACUGUGAUUCUUUGAAUAGCUCUUUUGAAAUGUCAGGAUGCUAUCAUGUAGAGAUUGAAUAGCUCUUUUGAAAUGUCAGGCUGCUAUCAUGCAGGUUUGUAUUUUGUGCAGACAUUUUAAAUUUUGUAUAAAUAUUGUUCAUUGCAAGUUUAUUUUUUUCAGUAUCUAACUCACCCCCCUCCCCAUUCCAUAGAGUUGUUGGUGGUGGUUGUUUUCUUCUUCCCCUUCAAAAAACAGCAUACAUUCAUAAUAAUCCUGAUGAGAAUCAUAUAAAACUUGAUUCUGUGAUCUAGCUCCAGGCAAAUUGAACUGAUCCCUUCAGAUGGUAACAGAAGAACCAUGACUUUACCUUCACAAAGGCGGGUCAAAAGAAGCACAAUCACACACAUCACUUUUUUUUCAGUAUCCAUCUGCUUGUGAGAUUUUUUUUAAAAAUCUUAUAUGAUCAUAUUUUUAUAAACUGGAGAACAGGAUAUGACCUUCAAAACUGUUUCUCUCUCCAAUAAGCUUUGUUUCAUUAACUUUUAGCAGAGCUGUAUGUACAUCAUUCCCGUUUGAAACUAUUGGGAAAAACUAACAGCUAUAAAACUGUGCUACAAGAUUUGGAAAUAACUUCUAGUGGAUAUACAUUUCUCAGCAGAAGUGGAACCAUCAGAUAAGUCUCUGGACUGCCGAAGCGACAUAGUGACAUGAAGGAAUGGCAGAAUAAGGACGUUUUAUUUAUGAAAAGGGAAUAUUCUAGAGCUACCACUUUUCAGAGAUAAUGACAGCACAGAGUCUUUGUCUCUUGCAGUGCUAUCUUAAGCAGAGUUUUACACCCUUCUAUUGAAGUCACUGGACUUAUGAUACAACUUUGGUCAAGAUGAUGCUAUUCGUCACUUAGCUUCCAGGUCCUCUGAGCUCAUGCAUGCUGGAGCAUUCAAUGUGACUUGAGGGAUGGAAGAACCACGCUGUCUCCAUUCAGCUGCUGCUUGGGCUGACCACCUGUCAUGUUGGCGGACUGCAUCAAGGGGGGAAAGAAGACAGGUGUGAGCAGUGGAGUGUAAGUGAGCACAGCCUUGCCUUUUCUCAGCAAUCAUCUGUUGUCAAGGAAACAGUAAAUAGCGUGGCCUAACAGGACCAUAAAAUGCAAGCUGACAAACAUUAAAAUUUUCACAAGCAUUCUGUAAGUCUCUUAGGAUUAUUUGUGGGAUGGUCCUCUGUCCUUUUAAUAAAGAUGUGCACUCUGAUCAUUUAACGUACAAACAUCUUGUCAUAGCAUUUAAAUAAUAUGUCUUACUGUGGAGAAGGUCAUACACCACCUUAAAACAAAAAUGAAAUUGUUUAGAACAUUACAGGGUGUGUGGAAUUUCCUGCUGCAAUUCAUAAUUCUGGUUUCAAGAUAUUAUGUAACUUCUACUCAGAACUGUACUACUUGGUAGAAGUUAUAGCCUAAAGGAAUAAAAAGCAAAACGGCUCAAUAAGUAGAAUUUGGUUGCCAAAACUUCUUGUCAAGUGCUGUUGAAUCCAGAAUCAGACACAUUCUAUCAAGAAAAGGCAUGUGGAAUUUUUCUGAGAUCAAGCCAAUAAUAUCUAUUAAAGAAAUAUAUCUCAGUUUAAAUUACAAACCUUCAUCAUAGUAUCCUGGAAUAUAAAAAAUCUGUAAAAAGAAAACCGCAUUUAUCAUGUACAGCUGUAUAUUUUUGCUACUUGAGCUAUUAAAAUAUUAACUACACUUGUUUCAUUUUCCAUUAAAACGUAUUUCAAGAAUACAUA
Molecule: messenger RNA, 4189 nt
Organism: Sphaerodactylus townsendi
Lineage: Eukaryota; Metazoa; Chordata; Lepidosauria; Squamata; Sphaerodactylidae
Gene: PNPT1
Product: polyribonucleotide nucleotidyltransferase 1
Exons: 28
Coding region: 1-2394 (797 amino acids)
Biological process (GO): mitochondrial RNA 3'-end processing; mitochondrial mRNA catabolic process
Cellular component (GO): cytosol; mitochondrion
Molecular function (GO): polyribonucleotide nucleotidyltransferase activity; 3'-5'-RNA exonuclease activity; RNA binding
Source: RefSeq, a predicted model, not a curated record